Messenger RNA from Cydia fagiglandana, 5868 nucleotides. Its product is annotated as two pore channel protein 1-like. Gene Ontology annotation, cellular component: endosome membrane; lysosomal membrane. Lineage: Eukaryota; Metazoa; Arthropoda; Insecta; Lepidoptera; Tortricidae. Gene Ontology annotation, molecular function: monoatomic ion channel activity; voltage-gated channel activity. The transcript has 18 exons. Bases 62 to 2509 code for a protein of 815 amino acids. Gene Ontology annotation, biological process: monoatomic ion transport; transmembrane transport. The record is from RefSeq and is a predicted model, not a curated record.
CUAGCAACCCUAAUUAAAACGUCAAAUUAUUUCAAAUAAAAAAAAAUAUUAGUGAUGAAAAAUGGCUUCUAUGCGGAGCCCGUCUUCGCCGUCCGACGGCUAUAAAAGGUUCAGUGACGAUUUCGCAAACACCAGCAUCAACAAUUACGGCUCGAACGUCACAAACACACGGACCGGCGAUGGCGGCGGCGGCGGCGACGGCACACUGGAUAUGGGCAGUCGCUCUUCUCUACACACCGGGCUUCAUAUGUCCGAGGACGAGCAUUGGGAGAUGAAUUAUCAUGAGGCCGCCAUCUAUUUGGAGGAAGGCCUUAACAAUGAGAAGUUCGACUCCCACCCGUCCAGCCCUGAGGAGCUACCUGCUUACCUUCGAGUCCACAACCCUUGGUACCACGGACUUGACUUGCUGGCUUCCCUGGUUCUAAUACUGCUUGCGUUCACGGAGGAUCCUGCGGUACCAGCUUUCGAGUUGCCAGUAUGGGCCCACGGCACGAUAGAACUGUUGGCGCUGAUGGUGAUCGGCGUGGAACUUCAUCUGAAGCUGAAAUGGAUAGGGUGGAGCACUAUCCUCAAACACAAGAGGACCAUGAUCAAGGGCGUAACCCUACUAAUAAUGGUCCUGGAAGCAGUAGUAGUGCUGUGCAGACAGUCAUCUCACUUCCGAGUGACCAGAGCGCUGCGGCCGAUCUUCUUGGUUGACACUCGGCACUGUGGCGGCGUCAGGCGGUUUAUAAGACAGAUACUGCAGAGUUUGCCGCCUAUUUUAGACAUGUUAGGGCUCCUAAUGUUUUUCGUGGCCACGUACUCUCUGCUGGGUUACUACCUGUUCUCGGAACACCUCGACAAUGGUCACUUUUCUACCAUCAGUGAUUCAUUCGUCAGCAUGUUCGUGCUGCUCACCACCGCCAACUUCCCGGACGUGAUGAUGCCGUCAUACGCCAAGUCCAAGUGGUACGCCGUGUUUUUCAUCCUGUAUAUCAUCACUGUGCUCUACGUGCUUAUGAAUUUGAUGCUAGCCGUAGUGUACGAGACGUUCACCCGCAUAGAGCGCGAGAAGUGUCGCGCGCUGCUACUGCACCGGCGCCGCGCCGCGCGCCACGCGUUCCGGCUGCUGGUGUCGCGCCGCGCGCCCGACGCGGUGCGGCUGCGGCACUUCGCGGGGCUCAUGCGGCACUACGCACCGCACUACAGCGGGCUGGACGUGUACCUAAUGUUUAAGCAGCUAAAUCAGUCCGGGACCGGAGGUCUCUCCCGUUCUGAGUUCGCAAAUCUAUAUGAGGUGUUCGCGCUGCGCUGGGCGCCGCAGACGGCGCGCGCGCCGUGGUACGCGGAGUCGUGGCUGGAGCCCGGCGCGCGCGCCGCCAGCCAGCUCGUCCACAAACCCUACUUCGAGUAUGUCAUCUACGCUCUAAUAGUAGGCAACGGUUUGGCUAUGGUGCUACGGGUACUAGAAGCCGGGGCGGGCACGGACCCAAACCUGCCGGGGCUGCAACACAGCGCGCGGCUACUCUGUGCCUCCUGGGACACCUGGCUAUUCCUUUCGCUAUUCUUGAUAGAAGCAGCCCUCCGCAUGAUGGCGUCCGGUGUCGCGGCGUACCUCGAGAGCGGAUGGAACGUGUUCGACCUCAGCGUGACCCUACUAGCUCUUAUGGGGGCCGUCAUGCUCACUAUAGCGCCCAAAUUGUAUAUCGUCGUCAUCUUCCGACCUUUGAGGCUAAUGCGUCUCUACAAGCUGAAGAAGCGUUACCGCGACGUGUUCGGCACACUCGUACUACUGUCCCCUCUCAUGUCGUCAGCUGGCUGUGUGAUGCUCGUCAUGUACUACUUCUUCGCUAUAGUGGGCAUGGAACUGUUCGCAGGAUUGGAUCUUAGGAACUGCUGCGUAAACACAACAGUAGAGGACUUCUACAAAUACUCUGAGAACAGUUCAACAGCUCUCGGCUACUACUAUCUGAACAACUUCGAGAACCUCGUCACGAGCGGCGUGUCUCUCUUCGAGCUGACAGUUGUCAACAACUGGUUCAUACUUAUGAACGCGUACGCGACCGUUGCGGGGCAGUUUAGCAGGAUUUACUUUAUGGUGUUCUACCUGUUCACGAUGGUGGUGCUGACCAUCGUGGUGGCCAGCGUGCUGGAAGCCUUCCGGUUCCGCAUACAGUACAAGCGCUCCACUACCAAGAGGGACGAGGAAAAGCUACUCCACGAAGAAGUCCACACGAGCUGGGAGGAAGCGACAAGACUCGGCGCCGGCGGAGAGUUAGCGGACGAACUGCGGCCUUUCCUGCCUGCCGGGACGGAGGUGACAUUCAUCGGGUCGCGGCCUCGCACGAAAGAGGUGCUGCAACGGCGCAUGUACCACCAGGACAUACAGAAGUGGCUCGCCGACGAGGAUGACAACGAAGUCCCACCUUCAACAACUCUAACCUCAAACGACCCCCUGGCCCCGCCGCUCAUCCAGCAACCGGAAGCGGAAACCAACCACCAGCUCCGACCAGGCUACCAGUUGUAGAACCUACUCAUCUACGUCCUGUACUAUAGGCUAGAGGCGCUGUGGGGUGUGGUGCGCGCCUUAUGAUCCGGCGUGGCGCGCUGGCUGAAUGCUACGUUCCGGUGCCAUUUGUAAAAAAAAACAAGGUUUGUCUAUGAUUUUAAGGGCAGCCGCAGAUAUUUUUAGAUUACCGAUAUAUGGUAACGGAAAUCUGUUAGAUAUACUCUGGCACAGCGAACUCGUAGGUAAAAAAGGCGACACGUUUAAAAAAUGUAUGCGUGAUAAGUUAACUUCCCACAGAAAAUAGACGUAUUGUCCUAUACCUAGUGUGUUAUCACCAGACAUCGUAACUAUUACACUUUUUUUGGUGCAGCGGAGUGGUGUUAACGGAAUUGGUAUAGAUAAUUCCAACUGAAAUGAUAAAUUAAGGUUAAUAUUAACGUAAUUAGCGCUAAUUAAUCAUUAGGGUUGAAUUGUUUAUACCGAUUCCGUUAACACCACUCCGCUGCACCAAAAAUGCUGUAAAAGUUACGAUGUCCGGUUAUCACUAGCUCAGGUUGAGUUUUAUACAUUGCAAAAAUACUUAAACAUUUGUAUGCUAUCCCUGUCAAAUACUGUUUGAAAAUCGACUUAAAAUGUGUGGACUUGAUAACAAGUGACUUUUGCUGUAAAAUAAUCAAUAUAAUUAAUUUAUUUUAACAUAAAGGAUGAAUGAAUAGAUAAUAAUGAAAUAAUAAUAACAAAAUAUGUGUAACACCUGUGAUAGAAAGGAUUCAAAGCGAGAUUUUUUAUUUUUCGUUGUAUUUUGAAGUUGUUUAUUUUAUUAUAAUUUUAAUUAAAUUAGACUUGAGCCAGUAAGAACAAAAUGAGAUUUUUAUAAUGGAUUGUGUCAAACCGUGGUGUGCUUACAUGUACCAAACGUUUUUAGGGUUCCGUAGUCAACUAGGAACCCUUAUUUAUGCGUCAGAUAAUCCCAUUAUUAAUUUAUAUGUAGUCACCGUCAGAAAAGUAGACAAUUUUGACACCAAACAAAUAUUUUAAAUGUCUAACCUAUAAAAUACGUAACUUUUAGGUUAUAAAUUAAUUUCCUAUGCAGAGUUCUGUAUUUGACACAACCCACACUAUUUGGUUGUUAAUUUACCAAAGCUUGAUUUUAUUAAGUUAUAAGAGUAUUUUGAAAGGCAGCUGAUUCUAAUAAAGAAUUAUUAUAAUUAUAUGAUAGUGAUUAUUAGAGAUUGCCUUCAUAGAGAUAGUAUUAAAAGUGAAUUAAAGUAACAUUGACUGUAGGUAGACUAAUCAUGUUCAUAUUACCUAACGCGCGCUAAAAUUAUUAGCUAUAAUUAUAUUAUUAAUUUCUUAUGAAUUUACAAUAAAAAAUACGUUUUUUAAAUAGAUGUUUACUAAAUGCAUAGAAUGAAUGUAGUAACAGUUUUGGCAGCAAAAAGAAUUCGUACCAUUCUCAUUUGGUUUGUCUAUGGCAGAAUAUAAACUGCAUUUUUUUUUUAAUUAUUUCAUUAAUUUUAAGAUAUCUUCACGAUGACAUUAUUAUUGUAAAUAUCAGCCUUAUCCAAUGACCAUCCUAAAUGAGAAUAAUUUAAUUUUAAUUUGAUAGAUGGUAGUGCAUAGUCAUUCUUGUGAUAAGUGUGGACCAUAUAGAGUGUUAUAAAUAUUUUAUUAUCAUUUAAGUUUUAUUUGUUUGACCGAACGAUAUUUUUAAUAUUAUUUAUUGUGCUAAAACAUAGUUAUCUUCAGUAUUAUGUAAAUAAAUAGAUAUGUCUGAAUCAAGUAACUUUGUUUAACCAUAUUAUUUGUAUUAAAUAUUUCCUAUUAUUUUCUUAACACGUUCCCUGUCUGGGUGCACCCAAUGUGGGGUCAUGAAGCUUUAUUUCAGGAGUCCGUGCUUCCGUGCUUCCACUAUGGGUUCGAAACUUUAAAAUAAAAGUACACUUGGACGUGUGACUUUGCCAUAUGAUAUUUUAUGGGGACAAUGAACGUGUUAAAUCAAUGUUAUGCAAUAGCCAAGGGCGUGUCACCGCGGAUUAUUAGGAAUUCCAGUCAUUUCUAAAUUAAGUCAGCAGGGUAAUGUAGCGAACUCGUGAAUGUAUAGCUAUGUUCACAUAUAAUUUUAUGAUAAAUUCGUCAAAAACACGUCAUGUACAAACAUGAAACAUCUCGGUAAAAGUAAGUACAAGUAGUAGUCAUUCAGUUAAAAUAAUAGGAACAAAAACCUUCAUUUCUUACUUAUAUAUUACAGAGCAGCAGCUAACGAAUAUCAUUCCUCCAUUUAAUUUACUAAAAGUCAAGGGGAAAGAAGUUCUAAAUAACGUAGGACUUUCAAAUAAGUAUACAGGGUUAUUUUGAAACUAUAUUCAACACUACACUCCGGAAAAUCUUUUUAUUUUCCAGAAAUGUCCAUUUUGUACACUUUAUAAGCUAUCCUGUACCAAAGUCAUUACUUAUACUAACUCACUCAUUACAGUACAGUCAUAACUAGUUUAAUAAUUUAAUAUAAUAUUAUUUGUAAAGUAAUCGUAAGCGGAAAGCCUGACUCUCAAGCCCGUAAGAGAUUCGUUCAUUUACUUUUUAUACCAGUUAGGUGACAAACAAGCAUAAGGCACGCCUGAUACCAUAGCCGAACUACAAGGGUUUACAUUCGCGUUGAUCCAUUAAAAACCUGAGGGCCUACCGCGAACCACGUUCGACUUGUUGCCUCCCUGUCACAUUUACGUACAAAUUUACAGGUGCGACAGAGAGGCAAUACUUCGAACGUGUUUCGCGGUAGACCCUCUGUACACUACUUUUUUAAGAAGUCCAUCCACAGGUACCUAUAUUAUUGCAGUCUAUUUUGUAGUCCCUCGAGAACAGUAUAGUAUAUUUUGUAGUAACUUAGGCUGGGAGCUCAUUCUACAGACAGAGACAGUCGUACAUGCUAGAAAGAGAUGAAUGGUUUACGUCGACUGUAAAAUAUGCCUUGAAGAGUCUGGUAUAAAUAUUAUAGAAACGGUGCUUUCGCUUGAACGAUAACAAUAAUACAAUAUAAUUUAAGUAAAGCGCUAACGGUAGGCGAAUGUGUAGUAAUCAAAAUGAUGAUCAAUUAAGUAUGACCUUGUAAUUUUUGAUCACAGUUGUAGAUGUCACUCUGUAUGUUUUUUUUAUUAGGUAGUGCCACUUUGAAAAAGAAAUAGGUGUCGAAACAGAUUUGCAUAUGAUUGUAAUAAAAUUAGCAUUCUUCAAUUAUUUUCAUAUGUAUAUGUAGUUACAAAAGCAUUAAAUCUCUCCUCUCAUUCCCAAGAAAAGAUUCUUGUGAUAAUUUGUAAAAAAUAUUUCUUAAUCAUUUGUAGAUUAUUUAUUUUUACUACUUACUCUUUUAUAUGUUUUUU